Leptinotarsa decemlineata (Colorado potato beetle) is the source of this 549-nucleotide messenger RNA. RefSeq lists its product as uncharacterized. The record is from RefSeq and is a predicted model, not a curated record. Lineage: Eukaryota; Metazoa; Arthropoda; Insecta; Coleoptera; Chrysomelidae.
AAUUUUUUGACAUGAAAAUUUAAAAAAAUGUCUGAUGACUUCGAUAUAAAAUCUCUUCCUUCUCACUUCGUGUCGGUAUCGAGACCAUCAGAAGUGAUAAAGAAAUUGAAUGAAAAGAGGGAAGAUGAACACGAUACAGCAAUAAAAUCAAUGAGAGAGCAGAUGCAAAUUCUGAAUAUAAAAACUAAUGAAGACAUUAAGAAGAUUUCUGAAAUAUGUAUAGAAAAAUUGAAGAGAAUGAAGCAAGAAGCAGAAGAAUAUCUUUCUGGUAUAAAUGAAAAGUAUAAAACUCUCUCCGAAUCUGAUUUGGAAGAAGAUGUAGUAAACAACACAUUCAACAAAUUGUCUGAAACGAAUGAAAUACAGCUGAAAACUGUGGAUGACCUUCACGAAAAAUUAGUAAGCAUAGAAAAAAAUAGAUCUGAAGAAUUCAAAAAGAUUUUGAAAGUCACGAAAGAGAAAAUACAGACAAUAUCUUAUAGACUUCCUUUCAGAACCGACGAAUUUUUUGAAAACGAACUUGUGGUAGAGAAGUUCCCGUUAGCUUAA